AUGGCAGCUGCAGCGAUCAACCUGGGUGACGCGCCGGCAGGACCCCUGCUGGCGGCAUCGGCGCGUGGACAUGAUUGCGAGGCAGCCCAGGCGCAUGCAACCGGGGCGCUCCACCUCCCGACCAUCAGCAUGACGCGCGCGGGCGGCUGGUUACACGGCGUGACCGCAGAGGGUGCCCAGGUGAAGUUCGCGAAGUACCGUGGGCAGUUUCAUGGUGCAUCAGACAGAUACAUCAGCAAGUGGAAGUCGCGCUUGCGAGCGCAGGACGAAGCACAGUCCACCUCCCGCGCGACGAGGGCAAACGUGGGUUCGCUGACCCCGUCGCGGCUGGUCUCCGAGCGAGGCGCGGACGCCCCGGGCCCCGCGGGGCUCCGGAGGGUCUGUUGGGGCAAGGGCGACGAGGGCAGCAGCGCUGCAGACGCGACGAUGGGGCGGUCGCGUCGGUUGGGGCCCCAGGGGAGCAUGGAACAGACCGCCGCGGCGAGGGCGGGGCCCACGAGGGCCGCAGAACCCCGUCGACCUAGCGGCCGCGACCCACAGCCAUCGACGGCUGGCGCUCAGGACGGCGUAGGACAGGGGCGCCAGCGGGGAGAUCGGAAGCGCUCAGCGCGCGCUGAAGUGCGCGGAGAACAACGCCGCGAAAACGCGGGCAUUGGCCUGCAGGAGCAGCUAGACCACAAGUGCAAGCUGAUGAUCAGCACGAGUUGGCGCGCGGCCCUCGAGAGCAACGCGGACCAGGGGGAGCUCGCCAAGCCGGAGGACGCGUGCCACCUGAAGGACCAGACGGACAGCAUCGGCGCAUCCAUCGAGGGCCCCCCGAAAGUUAAGGUGCUGCCGACGGCGCGGCUCGCGGGCCGCAGCCCGCGCACUCCCAGCAGCAAGGAUUGCGAAGGCGAGCGGGCGGGUGAGACGACCGCGGGCCCGAACAAGGUCGACAGGAAGGGAGGGGGGGCCGCGGGCGCAGUGUGGAAUGACUGCGGCGACAAGGCGACGAAACCACAGGGCCAGAUCGCCCAGCAGACGGAGACGGCUCGCACCCCUGCUGAGAAGGAGGUCGAGGAUAUUAUGAAGGUGCUCCGAGACAAGAUCUCGGAGCACUCAGAGAAGAUGUCGCGUAAAAAGACGAACGCGGCAGGGCCGCCCGAGGGCCGCUGGAGGCCCCCGCGGCCGCGGCGCGCGGCCGCGAGCUGGGGCGCGGCCCGGGCCGCCGGGCAGCACCGCGCGCGGGGCGCCGCGCCGGCGGCCCUGGAGGUGCGCGCGCCCGACUCCGCGGGGGGCGCGGCGGCCUUCGGCGGCACCUUCUGGAGGACGCACGACUUCAACGAGGCGCCAGCAUACGCGCAUGGGAGCUUGAGGUACCACCUCUUCUCGGCGCCGCCUCUUCGGGGACUGGAAGAUCGCGGCGGGCCUCGCCGAACGGGCGCCGUGCGCGGCCUUCCUCGACGGCGAAGCCGGGACCCCCCCCUGGAGCGCUGCGCCGGUGGUGCCGCGCGGAGGACCCGAGGCCCACGACAGCCGGAGCUCCAGUGGGCGGUGUGGAGCCCUGCGGAGUGCCGCUUCGUGGUUCAGGCCGUGUCCGUGCGAGCCUCGCCGAGCGUCGAGAAAAGACUGACAUCGGUGCGCCUCCCACGCCAGGGGCAACGUUAGGGUUAUAAUCUCGGGUCAAGCGCAGAACAAGGAGCUUUAUGCGUAGACGAAUUAGGCCUCGUCCGCAGGGGUGGGUCUGCCGCCGCGAGUUUGAAUCGUAGGCCUUUGGAGUGAUAGCGUUAUGCACUGACAGAACUGCGUUCAGUCAAAACGCACCUGAGCGCAACUGCUGAUA
This is a messenger RNA of Prorocentrum cordatum, 1822 nucleotides long. The record is from the annotation of a GenBank genome assembly. NCBI's taxonomy places the organism in Eukaryota, Dinophyceae, Prorocentrales, Prorocentraceae.